AUGGUUUCAUUCAACAAAAUUGCUCUUGGAGCCGUCCUUACAUCAAUUGUCUCAGCUGGUUCUUCUGGUCUUCAAAUCGAAGUUUUAACCAAGGUUCCAGCUAGCGAAUGUGUCGCUGCUGGUAAAGGUGAUACCAUCAGAGUACACUACACUGGUCAACUUGAUGACGGUACUGUGUUUGACUCCUCUUACCCAAGAGGUGAACCAAUUACUUUCACCUUGGGUGUUCGUCAAGUUAUUCCAGGUUGGGAUCAAGGUUUAGAUGGAAUUUGUGUUGGAGAAAAGAGAAAGUUGACUAUUCCUUCUGACUUGGCCUACGGUGAUUCCGGUAUUGGUGGAGUUAUUCCACCAAAGGCUACUCUUACUUUUGAAUCUGAAUUGGUUGAAAUUGUUGAGAAGGCUAACACUAAAGAUGAACUUUAA
Molecule: messenger RNA, 423 nt
Organism: [Candida] anglica
Lineage: Eukaryota; Fungi; Ascomycota; Pichiomycetes; Serinales; Debaryomycetaceae
Source: the annotation of a GenBank genome assembly